UGACGCCAGAGCCGCGCCGCCCUCUGAGGCUGAGAAGAGCGGGAGGAGGUCGCGGCGGCGGGAAGAUGUAAGUACCGGGAAUCCGACCCCAUCCGAGCUUUGGGGCCCGCCCGCCAUGUUCGGCGGGGCGCAUCGUGGAGCCGGCCUGCUCCUUGGCCACGUGGUGGUGACGGUGGGGCCUGUGGCGUCGCUCCGGGUUUGAGAAGAAAGAAUGUGGCCCGGGGCGGGCUGAGUGGGAGGCGCCGAAGCUGCGGCCCGGAAGUGGUCGGGGCCGCGGCGGGCGGAAGGGCGCCCUCGUUUCCUCGGCUCUGCAGCGGGACCCGUGAGGCCCGCGGGAUUCGGAGCGGCCGGGAACUCGGCCUCCGCCGUCCGGGCCCUCUCACCGGGCUGGAGACCCAGGCCUGCAACGCCGGGCCCUGCCCUGGAAGCGCCCGCGGCCCGGCUCCUGGACUGGGGAGUUGCUGCACUUUGGCGUAAAUUGCAAUCGAUUAGGGAUCGUUUCUCAGACUCAAGUUAGACGUGAGAGUUCAGAUAAGUGAGGCCGCCAUUGCUGCUUUGAACACCUCAGAAGGGGAGAAUGGAUUUAUCAGGAGUGAAAAAGAAGAGCUUGCUAGGAGUCAAAGAAAAUAAUAAAAAGUCCAGCACUAGGGCGCCUUCUCCCACCAAACGCAAAGACCGCUCUGAUGAGAAGUCCAAGGACCGCUCUAAAGAUAAAGGGGCCACCAAGGAGUCGAGCGAGAAGGAUCGUGGCAGGGAUAAGACUCGGAAGAGGCGCAGUGCUUCCAGCGGGAGCAGCAGCACCAGGUCCCGGUCCAGCUCUACCUCCAGCUCAGGCUCCAGCACCAGCACGGGCUCCAGCAGCGGCUCCAGCUCGUCUUCGGCUUCGAGCCGCUCGGGAAGUUCCAGCACGUCGCGCAGCUCCAGCUCCAGCAGCUCCUCCGGCUCCCCGAGCCCUUCUCGGCGCAGACACGACAACAGGCGGCGUUCCCGCUCCAAGUCCAAACCACCCAAAAGAGACGAAAAGGAAAGGAAAAGGCGGAGCCCUUCCCCUAAACCCACCAAAGUACACAUUGGGCGGCUCACCAGGAAUGUGACCAAGGAUCACAUCAUGGAGAUAUUCUCUACCUAUGGGAAAAUUAAAAUGAUUGACAUGCCUGUAGAAAGGAUGCACCCCCAUUUGUCUAAAGGCUACGCCUAUGUGGAGUUUGAGAAUCCAGACGAGGCUGAGAAGGCGCUGAAGCACAUGGACGGAGGACAAAUCGAUGGCCAGGAGAUCACUGCCACCGCUGUGCUAGCUCCCUGGCCCCGGCCACCGCCCCGGAGAUUCAGUCCUCCCAGGAGGAUGCUGCCGCCACCUCCUAUGUGGCGCAGGUCACCCCCGCGGAUAAGGAGAAGGUCACGCUCCCCGCGCCGUCGCUCGCCCGCGCGCCGUCGCUCCCGCUCGCCAGGCCGCCGCCGCCACCGCAGCCGCUCCAGCUCCAACUCCUCCCGAUAGGCGGGGCCCGGAGCUCCGCCCCUGCGACUCCCUCCCACUGCUCUUGUUGGUUUCCAGAGGGGUCACAGGGAAGAAAUCCCUCCCUCGGGGCAGGCUUCAAGGUGGAGGCAGCGAUCAGACGUUUCCCCAGCGGCAGGGUUCUAGCGGCAGGAGUGUUGUGGGUCUGGGGUCGUGCUUGUAAAGAUGCUCUCCAGUUUUCUAGCUAGAGCAAUUCCACGUUUCUAGUUCCUGAGAGUCAGUUUAGUGGCAGAGCCAGCAGGGGUGAGCAGGAGACUCCAGGUGGGGGGAUAACCCCAGCCUGGGAGCCCACUUUCCCAUUCCACAGAUGACCUGGGGCCGGUCUGAGGGCCCCACAGGAAACGCGUGCUUUUAGGCAACUGCUAUUCCUGUUAGCCUGGCCCAGCCUGAGUCCUCUUCUAACCUCUAGGGUCAAAUACCACCCCCACCCCC
Molecule: messenger RNA, 1945 nt
Organism: Capra hircus (goat)
Lineage: Eukaryota; Metazoa; Chordata; Mammalia; Artiodactyla; Bovidae
Gene: RNPS1
Product: RNA binding protein with serine rich domain 1
Exons: 8
Coding region: 578-1495 (305 amino acids)
Biological process (GO): mRNA splicing, via spliceosome
Cellular component (GO): cytoplasm; nucleoplasm; ASAP complex
Molecular function (GO): RNA binding
Source: RefSeq, a predicted model, not a curated record